Closterium sp. NIES-65 is the source of this 4954-nucleotide messenger RNA. NCBI's taxonomy places the organism in Eukaryota, Viridiplantae, Streptophyta, Zygnematophyceae, Desmidiales, Closteriaceae. The record is from the annotation of a GenBank genome assembly.
GGACCACUUCCUCUCUGUUUGCCCCACCACUCUCACCGUUGACCUCCUCGAGAAGGCCCUCCUAGCGAUAGAGAAGAGCAUAGUCGCUGUAGGAGCCACUCGUGGUGUUCUCCCUCCCCCCUCUUGCCCUCUGUUGCCUCUACUGCUGUGGCCGACCUCGUUGGUUUUGAGUCGGUCGGCGCUGCGUCUGCCCCGAGCGGGAGACGCCGCACCGGCAAGGGCAAGGGGGGCAAGGGCACUGGAGGAGGUGGAGGGGGCAGUAAAGGUGGUGGUGGAGGCGGUGGAGGGAGUGGGGGUGGUGGUGGGAGUGGUGUUGGGGGUGGCGGCGGCGGCGGCAGCAGUGGAGGCGGCGGAGGCGGUGGAGGUGGCGGAGGGAGCGGAGGCGGCGGAGGUAGUGGAGGAGGCGGAGGUGGAGGAGGCGGCAGAGGCGGCGGAGGCGGCGGCGGCGGCGGAGGCGGCGGUGGUGGAGCGAGUCGCGACUCUGCGUCGAGGAGUGGCGCCGGUGGUGCGCGGUGGGGGUUUGGGUCCCUGCUCUUACGUUCUCCGUACCGGCGACCGCACUGGUGAGCAGUGCGGGGGUCCGCACUCCACCCAGCGCUGCUUUGGUCGCCUGACGGACGCGUGGCGUCGCCAGUUCCCUGAGGCGUCUGAGAUCCCUCGCUGGGGAGAUGUGGCUAAGGCCGGGGUUGCUAUCUUUGAUCUUGACUUUGAUGCUAUUCUUGCUGCCAUGUAUGUUGUUGCUGAUAGUGUUGAGGGUGCCUGUUACCUGUGUGUACCGCCUCACCCGGGCAUUGAGGCUGCUGCGCUAGGUGCUGGUGUGACUGCUGCUCUAGGUGCUAGUGCGUCUGCUGCCCCAGGUGCCAGUGCGUCUGCCGCCCCAGGUGCUGGUGAGUCUGCUCUCUCAGGUACUACGUCGGCUCAGGCCUUCCACACCUUCACCCUGAACUUGGGUGCGUCCCGCUCCUUCUAUCAAGACGGCACCAGUCUUACGCCGCUUAGUCCGCCGGUUGCAGUCUCCCUAGCAGACCCCUCUGGGGGUCCUGUCCUUGCUAGCUUCUCCACUGUCCUUCCGUGCCCUGCAGCCCCCUCUGGCACCCUGUCUGGUCUCUACCUCCCCUCGUUCUCUACGAACUUGGUGAGUGAAGCAGACCUACAGGAUCGAGGGGUUGACCAAAUCACUCCUGCGAGUCAGCGAGUGACCCACUGCACGUGUGCUCGGACAGGCCGACACUUGGCCACGUUCACCCGUCGGCCAGGGUCGAGCGUGUACACCCUUACUGCUGAGUCUCCUCCUACUGCUGAGUCUGCCCAGGUAGCUGCGUCGAGUCAAGUGCUUGCUGCGGUGUCCAGGUCUGGUCCUGAGUCUGCCCCCUGCUCGUGUCGUCUGCUGUCCCACCAGACUCUCCUUUGGCACCACCGCCUUGGUCACCCCUCCUUGUCUCGUCUCCGAGGCAUGGCCUCCCGUGUCCUUGUCUCUGGUCUUCGUCGGUCUCUCCCUCCCCUUCCUCCGGGGCCUGGCCCUACCUGCGUCCCCUGCGUUGAGGGGCGACAGCGCGCCGCCCCUCACUCCUCCGAGUUUCCUCCGACAGAGGCUCCGCUGCAGACUCUACACAUGGACGUGUGGGGCCCAGCCCGCGUUAGUGGGCAGGGGAGAGAGCGGUACUUUCUGCUGGUCGUUGACGACUACUCGUGUUACACCACAGUCUUCCCCUUGCGCAGCAAGGGUGACGUCACUGAGGAGUUGAUGGACUGGAUCCGCACAGCUCGUCUCCAGCUCAGAGAGAGUUCCGGCUCGGACUUUCCUGUUUUGCGUCUGCACUCGGACAGAGGAGGGGAGUUUUCCUCUGCCCGUCUGGGAGCCUUCUGUCGGGCACAGGGCAUCCGCCAGACCUUCACACUUCCGGCCUCUCCACAGCAAAAUGGGAUUGCUGAGCGCCGCAUUGGCAUGGUCAUGGACGUCGCGCGUACGUCCAUGAUGCAUGCGGCUGCCCCCCAUUUUCUGUGGCUGUUUGCGGUUCAGUACGCCGCGCAUCAGCUCAACCUUCAGCCCCGGGUCUCCUUGCCAGAGACCUCCCCCGCCUUGCGGUGGACAGGGAAGGUUGGCGAUGCGUCUGUGUUUCGGGUCUGGGGAUCUCGGGCGUUUGUCCGCGACUUGUCUGCGGACAAGCUGUCCCCCCGUGCUGUUCCUUGUGUCUUCCUUGGCUUCCCCCCUAACGCGCCUGGCUGGCAGUCUUACCACCCCACCACGCGCCGUGUUCUGUCCUCUCAGGACGUCACCUUUGACGAGUCGGUGCCUUACUACCGUCUCUUCCCCUACCGCACUACGCCCCUCCCCCCGCCGCCGCUCUUCCUUGCGCCAGGUGCUACUCAGGUAGACCCCCUCCCUCCUCAGGGUCCUGCCCCUUCAGGUGUGUCCCAGGUAGACGCAGUCGAGCCUCUCGAGGUAGCUGUAGACUCUGGUGCUGCUAGAGGUGCUGAGUCUGGGGGUGCUGAGACUGGAGGUGCUGAGCCUUGGGGUGCUGAGUCUGGGGGUGCGGAGCCUGGGGGUGCUGGGUCUGCUUGUGUGGCCGCCGGCGGUACUUCGUCGAGGCGGGAGCCGCUGUUUCCACAGGAGCUGCGCGUGUGGUUCGCCCGCCGCUGGAGACGUGGUGCUAAGUCUGGGGGUGUUGGCGCUGGUGUUUCUACUGGUGCUGGUGCGUCUGGGGGUGCUGCAAAGGCAGCUGGUGCUGACGGUCCUACUGGAGUUGGUGCUGCUGGAGCUGGAGCUCCUGGGGGUGGUGGCGCUGGUGUUCCUACUGGGGUGUUGGCGCUGGUGUUUCUACUGGUGCUGACGGUCCUGCCGGAGUUGGUGCUGCUGGAGCUGGAGCUGCUGGGGGUGUUGGCGCUGGCGGUGCUGCUGCCGCUGGGGGUACUGUCGCAGUCACAUUUACCGCCCGCCUCCCCUCUACCUGCUCCUUCUGCCUACACUGGUCCUACUGGAGGUCUUGCUAAGCGUCGUGAGCCUGCGUCUCGUCCCGCGUUACCUGUUCGUGCUGCUCGCACUAGUGGUCGUACUGCGCGUCCGCGUCCUCCUGCGGUCCCCGGCACACACCAGAUGGCACUCCGUCCUUCCACUGCUCCUUUGCGUGUCCAGUUGCCAUCUCCUCCAGAGUCCUCUCUUCUAUCUCUUGCUGACCCGGAGUCUGACACCCUUCGUGCUGCUAGUCCUUUGGUCACGCGCCUUCUUGCGUCUGUCGUCACUGACCCUUCCUUUGAGUCUGCCGCUGCAUCUGCUCUGGUUGCUGAGCUUGUCGACUUCGCUGCUCGCUGUCGUCUAGACUACGAUGCCAGUCUUGUUGCUGAGUCUGAGUCUGUCUGUCCUCCGUCCGUCGGGGGUGAGUGUGCUCUUAGCACAGACGUCCUUGAGGACAGGCAAGAGGAGUUCCAGUGCUUUGCUGCUGCUUUGCCCCAUCUCGUGUCCACGCUGAUUGCCCCUGAGGGAGACCCGGAUGCACCAGACAUCCCGACUCCUCGAUCGUACGCUGAGGCGAUCGAGGGUCCCUACUCCUCUCAGUGGCAGGUGAAGCGGCCGCCGGGCUCUCCGCCUGUCUUCAAGGCGCGUUACGUGGCUCGAGGCUUCAGUCAGCGGCAGGGAGUUGACUACUUUCAGACCUUCUCUCCCACCCCGAAGAUGACCACUCUUCGGGUGCUGCUGCACAUAGCCGCUCAGCGCGACUACGAGCUUCACUCUCUUGACUUCCGCACUGCUUUCUUGCAGGGCAGCCUGCACGAGGAGAUCUGGCUGCGCCACCCUCCUGGCUUCACUGGGUCCUUUCCUCCUGGCACCAAGUGGAGCCUCCGGCGGCCAGUGUACGAUCUCCGCCAGGCGCCCCGUGAGUGGCACGACACACUGAGGACUACACUUGCGGCUCUUGGGUUUACUCCUUCUACAGCCGACCCGUCGCUGUUUCUACCCACCGACACCUCUUUGCCGCCGUUCUACAUCCUCGUGUACAUCGACGACCUGGUCUUUGCCACUGCUGACACUGCUGGACUCGCCCACGUGAAGUCCAAGCUGCAGAAGAGACACACGUGCACAGACCUGGGUGAACUGCGCAGCUACCUUGGCUUGCAGAUCACCCGGGACAGAGCACAGCGCACCAUUACCCUGACUCAGUCACACAUGGUGCAGCAGGUCCUUCAGCGCUUCGGCUUCACGUACUCCUCGCCUCAGGCCACUCCUCUGUCUACUCGCCACUCGCUCUCAGCUCUGCCUAAGGAUGAGUCCGUAGAGUCGAGUGGCCCGUACCCAGAGCUUGUUGGCUGCCUCAUGUACCUGAUGACCUGCACACGAUCUGACCUUGCAUACCCUCUUAGCAUCUUGGCACGCUAUGUUGCUUCUGGGAGACACCGACCAGAGCACAUGGCUGCAGCGAAGAGGAUGUUGCGCUACGUGUGGAGUACGUCGAGCAUGGGGCUAGUGCUUGGAGGGCGACGUCGAGUAGUCCUCACAGGUCAUGCAGACGCUUCUUGGGCUGACGACCACGCUACACAGCGGUCGUCACAGGGUUACACCUUCAGCCUUGGCUCCGGCUCUGUUUCAUGGCGGUCUACCCGCUCGUCCUCUGUUCUCAGCUCCAGCUGUGAGGCUGAGAUAUACGCAGGGGCCAUGGCUGCACAGGAGCUACGCUGGCUCACCUACCUGGUGACUGACCUAGGAGAGCUGCCUCGUUCUCCUCCAGUUCUGUACGUAGACAACAAGGCCAUGCUGGCCUUGUGUCGGGAGCAGCGGCUGGAGCACAGAACGAAGCACAUUGCUCUCCGCUACUUCUUGUCUCGUGAGGUGCAGCAGCGUGGUCAGCUCCGCCUCACCUACGUGGCCUCUGAGGCCAACACUGCUGAUAUCUUCACCAAGGCCCUUCCGCCUUGUGAUCAUCAACGCUUCUGUACUGAGCUAUGUCUUGUACCUACCUAG